AUGUGCAUCGCUUGUAACGUAUCGUCGAAAGCAAGAGAGAAGCUUGCGAUAACGAUCGGUGUGUUUAAUUGUUGUAUCGCUUUGUUUGGAAUAGCACUAAUCGGCAUGGCAUUAUACAUGAAGAUAAGCAUUGAAUCCAGAAUGAUGCUGCUGGACGGAUAUGAUACAGGAGUUCUGCCGCAUUUUCUCCUUGCUGUUGGAAUCAAAGUAGUUAUUUUUCAUGCUAUGACGUUUAAGAUUGUGUAUGAUUGUUCGUCUUCUGAGAUAAGUGGGCGAUGUGUGAACUUUCUCUUUUUUGCCGUUUUAUUAUCAUUUAUUCUCGUCUGGUUCCUGCUGGCUGGGGGUCUGAUGUGUUUCACUCAUCGUUCAGUCAUCGAAGAAUCCUUACAAAGCGGCCUCAGCUCUGUGAUGAAACGGUACAAAACGGACAUGUUCGUGAAGGUGACUUUAGAUCAACUACAGCAGGAAUAUUUCUGCUGUGGCAGUAAUGGCUACAGCGACUGGUUUGAUAUCAACUGGGUCAACGAGGAAUUCUUGAACACCAAACAUCCGGACAUUAUCAGGAAACUGAAAGGUGGUUUAUUCUACUCGGACGAUGUUCCCUACAGUUGUUGUGAUGUUUCGUCCCCUCGUCCAUGUGUUCAUCAUGCCGUCAAGGAUAAAUCAAUGCACGUACAUUACGGAAGCGUAACCUUGUACAAAUCAGGAUGUUCCAAUGUUCUGAUGGACUUCUUUGAAAAUAAAAUCCUUGUACCAACAGGGUGGUCCGUGUUAGCUGCUUUCGGUGUACAGUUUGUUACGGUGGUAUUGAUGCGUUAUCUACAGACCUCACUAACUAACGCACGUGAUAUGGAGGAUCCCGAGGGUGACGGAACGGGGUACUGCCUCCCGGGCUGCCCAUGUGACUGCUGUUCCGCCGGGGACCCCAUGAAAUACAUGAAACGAAAGAAGCGUGCUCGUGAUGACGCCGAAUAUGGAAUGGACUCUGCUUGGAAUAACACAGACCCUGGAAUUGGAGAAAGUGCUCCUGGCCGUGAUUUUGAGAGAAGGCCAGGUGGAGACAAGUCAAAGGAAACAAAGGACAAGAACAAAACAAGGAGUAAAAAGGACAAGAAAGACAAAAAAGUGAAGGAAAAAUCCAAAGACAAACAUAAGAGCAAAUCUAAAACGUCACCGAACAGAGGGAAAGGUUCGCCAAAAUCGAAAAAGUCUCCGGGAAAGAAAACUGCUCGUGAAGCUAAGACUAAGACUAAGAAAUCUUCACCUAAAAUUAAGAAAUCACCCAGAAAAACGUCACCAAAAUCACUGAAGAAACCAAAGUCACCAAAGAAAAUGAGAGUACGCAAAAGGUAG
Messenger RNA from Ylistrum balloti, 1353 nucleotides. Its product is annotated as photoreceptor outer segment membrane glycoprotein 2-like. The transcript has 4 exons. The record is from RefSeq and is a predicted model, not a curated record. Gene Ontology annotation, cellular component: membrane. Lineage: Eukaryota; Metazoa; Mollusca; Bivalvia; Pectinida; Pectinidae. Gene Ontology annotation, biological process: visual perception. Bases 1 to 1353 code for a protein of 450 amino acids.